AUGGCGGUUGCCUCAUUCCUACUGCACCUCAUACUUGGCGCGAGCGGAUUAGGGAUCAGUCUCACCGCUCCUUCCUUCACUGUGAACCACGCCGCUCACAGUCGCAUCCGAACCAUCUGGAGGUUUGCCAACCUCUACAUCUUCAGCUCCACGGGCACUCCUAACUCACAGUUUUCACUCUAUCAUUCCUCUAUGCGGCUACUACAUACCACGACGGGACACUUCGUCGAGGUCCCGGAUUUUACAGAGGCGAAAUACGCCAUUCUCUCCCAUACCUGGGAAUCCAGCGGCGAGCAGACGUACCAGGAGCUCAAGGAGAUCCAGAAGUCGUACGGCCCAGACGGUCAGCCUCGGGCGAUCCCAUCUCCAUUGUCAAUCCUGCCGAUACAUCCUCGCCUCCUGCCCCACAACAACCUUCGACGCCAAGACGAGCCCGAUUCUCCCGCGCGGGAGCAGGUGCCUGCGAUCUGGCGGGACCCUCGGCUCUCCGAGAAGUUGUCCGAACCGAUCAAUUCGAUGUACAUCUGGCACGGCGAUUCCGACGUCUGCUAUGCCUUUCUCGCGGAUGUUCCUCCCGAGGACGAUAUUCGGGCGAACGGCUCCCGCUUCCAGACGAGCAGAUGGUUCACCCGCGGAUGGACGCUGCAGGAGCUCAUCGCACCUCGUAAGCUCUUAUUCCUAUCGGAGGACUGGCGCGAAAUAGGCUCGAAGAGCUAUCUAUCCCCUCUCCUGCACGGCUUCACCGGCAUCGACGUCGAUAUCCUACUACAUUAG
Dichomitus squalens LYAD-421 SS1 is the source of this 774-nucleotide messenger RNA. RefSeq lists its product as uncharacterized. The coding region runs from base 1 to 774 and encodes 257 amino acids. NCBI's taxonomy places the organism in Eukaryota, Fungi, Basidiomycota, Agaricomycetes, Polyporales, Polyporaceae. The transcript has 4 exons. The record is from RefSeq and is a predicted model, not a curated record.